AUGGCGGGUGGCCGGCUCGUGGUCGCCCCCCUGGGCUCGGCGCAUGCUCUCGUCGUCGUGGCCGCCCGGCGCUGCCCGCCGCCUGCGUUGUCAGCCGUGCCCGGAGGCGCCGCGCGUCGCGUCGGGUGGCGCCGGCUCAGGAGCCCGGGGAGCGGAGAGGUCUCGGCGCGGAGGAGGCCCCGAGCGGUGGCCGCGGGCGGGCGGGAGCGAGCGGAUGCUGCGAUGCGCGCUCGCUGGACCUCUCGACUCGCGGAUCAAUCCUCGCAGCCCCCUUCCGCCCUCCGCUCCCGGCCGCGCCGCGCGCGCUCCGCCGCGGACCCCGCCGUAACUACCGUCCACUGCUCGGCGGCUGCAGCUGCUAGUUUCGCUCCGAUCGCUGCAGUGGAAUGUAAAGGAGAAAUGCGCACGAAUCUAACCUUCGCCGACUACUUCUUUUGA
Molecule: messenger RNA, 438 nt
Organism: Gryllus bimaculatus (two-spotted cricket)
Lineage: Eukaryota; Metazoa; Arthropoda; Insecta; Orthoptera; Gryllidae
Source: the annotation of a GenBank genome assembly